CCUGUUGACAUUCUCUUCAUCUCUUGCAAAAAUAGAUGGCGUGGCGUUGAAAAGAAGCACUAAGAAAACUCAACUGUUGCAAAUUGCAAUAUCAGACGGCCAUUGGAACAGUGCAUGAAGAUGGAAAGUGAAAACUCAAACCUGACUGACAGUCUUCCUUUCUUCGAAGAGCUUGAACUUGAUGGCUGUGAUACAACAGGUUUUCAGCAGGGUGAAGAUGUUGCUCAUACACACACACCUGAUCAUGCUCAUGAAGAUUCAAUAAGUUUACCUUUAAUUGAAGAAUUAUUGAAACCGUGUUUGCAGCUAUCCAUAGAUGACUCGGUCAAUGUCCCAGAAACUAUUUCUGUUUUAAUGAAAGAAAAUCCAGAUUUUUUUGACAGUCAAACCAAUUAUGAUCCUUCCAUAUCAAUCAAAAGGAACUUUCAAGAAUGCCAUACAGAUACUAAUGAUAAUGAUAGUUAUGAUCAGCAUGGUUCUGUUAAUGGCAGAGACGUCUGUUUAGAUAAAGUGGAAGAAAAUCAUGAAGGUAUUCAUCAAAUUCAUGGUGUAAAUAAAGUUCCAAAAAGUUGCAAUAGAACAGUUGAAGUGUGCGUCCAGAAAGACAAAGACAUUGAAACAUCUGUUAUAACUGAUCUUCAUGAAAUAAGAAAUGAUCUUUUCAACCUUGUGCAAGUUGAACCCCAUAUGCUGACUUCUUAUUCGAAUCAAUCACUUUUCUUGGAUAACUUUAAAAAAUUCAGGCCUACACAAAAUUUAGAAGCACAAGGUCAUGAGGAUAGUGAUGAGUUCGACAAAAGAAUGGUUGGAAAACGAAAAAUCAACAAUCUACAUUUAUCUACUUCAAGAGAAUCAUUUGCAAAUACAUUUGAAAAUAUGGUCGAUUCAAUUUCUGAAACUCAAGAAAAUUCUGAAAACUUGUUUGAACCAAACUGUGUUGAAAGGCUAGAGGAAAUCAAUAAUGAUUCCGCACAUUUUAUAGAAGUUGAUGAAGCAAAUCCUGAGGAUCUUGAGCUGAGUAUGUUGAGGGACUUGCAAGAUAUAAGAAAUAUUUUAUCUGACAUAAACAUUGAUGACAAAGAAAGGGUUAGGGGGAUUAGGAUGGAGGAGAUAGAAGAACGAUGUAGCCUGAAUGAAGACUAUGGGCUUAUCAGUUUAUUUGAGGAACCACAGUCAGACACGCAUGCUAGUCAAACAGAAAAGAAGUCAAAAGCCAGCAGAAAAAGGAAAAAACAACAGAAGAAACUGAUCAAGCCUGCUACACAACCAAGAACUUCUAGGAAAAGAUUCGUAGAAUCAUUUGAGGAAUUACAACAAUCACAGUUCACUUUUGAAGAGAUCUACUUUGACCCAAAAUUCACGUGCAGUGUUUGCCUAGAGAUGUACCACUUGCCAAGCACGUGUUCCCCAUGCAAUCAUGUGUUCUGUGACACCUGUCUGCGCAGAUUGACGACAGCUGGGUCUGAGGGAAUUCCCUGCCCGCUUUGUAGGACUGUGAUUAAUAGAUGUGAUUUGGAUACAGCCCUGGAUGACCAUCUGAUGGUAACAUAUCCAGACGUAUACACAUAUCGGGCCAUUCAGGAGCGCAACUCCAAAUAUCGACACUUCCAUCUACCCUUUACUCCGGCUGUUCCCCUGGCAAAACGAAUUUUACGACAACUUAUAGCAAGUAGGAGAAACCAGUCAGACUUUCACUGGAUGUCACAUGACUGGUUUAAAUUUCUUCUCGGGUGCACGGCAGGGAUUUGUCUUUCGUUGACGAUUAUGUUGUUGAAUCGUGUGAGAAGGCAUCUAUCACGUCACAAGAUGGACGGCGACCGCAUGGACAGACGGACCGGCGGCACAGUCGACAGGCGACGGGAAGUCAUCCAGGCCCUCGAGAUGAUCACACUAUCGAAGGUAGACAGACGGGCGGUCGGAUGGAGGGCGGACAGACGGACGCACAUUUGCCAUGAAAGAUGUUCGAAAGGACAUGAUAUUGACGAAGCUUUUAAGCACGUUUUUAAGGCAACGAACACUGCAAUUCCAGGACUUUUUGACAAUGGUUCGGAUGUGACUUUUCAGCGACCAUUCUGUGCGGAAGAAAUCAAAUACGAUCAAAUCGAGUCCAGCGUUCUUAAGGCACUAGACGAAGAAGAAACUGAAUUAAAAGGCGACCAGGACAUUGAUACUCAUUCCAAUGAGAUAUAUGAUACUGUUUCAUCAAUACCUCUAGAAAGAUUUAAGGACCAAAAAACAAUCAAGGUCUUUGAAUACAGUGGUCAAAAUGAACCUAUAAAACCGACACAGUUAUUGGAUAGAAUCUUGUUUGUUUACAAAAUGCGAGGAGAAAUCGUUAUUCCAACUAUGGUGCUAAAGGGAUCAGAUUCUGGUCAAGAUUUGUCAGAAAGGAGCGGAGAUGGGGUAAAUUCCAAAAUACCUCAUUUGCGGUAUGCAAAUGGUUCAGGACUCUCACGGAACCUUCCGAGUCAUUCCGAUAUUAAACGAUUACUAUAUAGCCCAGUAAGUCAAGGCGAUCCGGAGAUUUCCGGAAACGACAACGAACGUGCUCAUAAAUUGUCGUUAUAUGGGGAAAAUACUGCCCCUCCAUUAGUCGACCAAGUGAAAACUCGAAACAGACGAAGAAAGAUCGUCUGCAGAGUUUGCAAACGUUCUCCUGGUGAUCAUCAUAAAUGGUGCAUGUAUUUUGAUGUUGGUGUUUCAAAGGGGUCGUCGAACUUAGAAUUAAGUCGUUCACGCACUGAAGAAUGUAUUUCUUUAAGAACAUCUACAGAGAAUGAAAGAAAAAGAACAAGCAUAACGCCAUUGACUCGAUCAAAGUCGUCAUUCGAAGCAUUUCCUAUAAAUCGAAACAGAACGAAUUUUGAGACAAUACAUCGUGAUGUUUACAUCCGGGCAAUAGCCGAUUCACGCGCUCGCCUCGUUAUGAAAAAGGCGCACAAUUUUGUCACUCAGACGACAAAACCGUGGGUGUUCUCGUAUUAUGGAGGGCUAAGAAAGAAUGAAUCUUUGUCAGGUAAAAAUGGGAUGGACCGAAUAUUUCGACAAGAGCACACGGACUUUACAUAUUAUUACGAUACAAUUGUUAAAAACAGUGUGAAAACAGUUGAUUAGACUAUAUUGAUUUAAUUCAUGACUUAAUCACCUUUUAAAAUAUUAAUUGAUAAAUCUUUUUCAUAGAUAAACCAGUAUUUACAAGUUGCA
Molecule: messenger RNA, 3204 nt
Organism: Mya arenaria
Lineage: Eukaryota; Metazoa; Mollusca; Bivalvia; Myida; Myidae
Exons: 7
Coding region: 115-3114 (999 amino acids)
Biological process (GO): positive regulation of proteasomal ubiquitin-dependent protein catabolic process; norepinephrine metabolic process; serotonin metabolic process
Cellular component (GO): endoplasmic reticulum membrane
Molecular function (GO): ubiquitin conjugating enzyme binding; ubiquitin protein ligase activity
Source: RefSeq, a predicted model, not a curated record